Messenger RNA from Glycine soja, 1347 nucleotides. Its product is annotated as peroxidase 12-like. NCBI's taxonomy places the organism in Eukaryota, Viridiplantae, Streptophyta, Magnoliopsida, Fabales, Fabaceae. Gene Ontology annotation, biological process: response to oxidative stress; hydrogen peroxide catabolic process. Gene Ontology annotation, molecular function: peroxidase activity; heme binding. The transcript has 3 exons. The coding region runs from base 67 to 1137 and encodes 356 amino acids. The record is from RefSeq and is a predicted model, not a curated record.
AUCUUUAAAUACUAGAGAUGCCUUGCUAUAUCUGAAUUCAUUACCUUUUCCUCUUUUGAUAUCAUAAUGGCUUCUAUUUCUUGUAUGAGUGCUAUUUUAAGCUUUCUUCUCAUCUCUAUCUUUCUUUCUGUUUACAAUAUUAAAGUGUGUGAGGCACAAGCCAGGCCUCCUACAGCGAAGGGGCUAUCAUACACCUUCUACGACAAAAGCUGUCCUAAGCUUAAAUCUAUCGUUAGAUCAGAGCUCAAAAAGGUCUUCAAUAAGGACAUUGCUCAAGCUGCUGGCUUGCUUCGCCUUCACUUCCAUGACUGCUUUGUUCAGGGUUGUGAUGGAUCAGUAUUAUUGGAUGGAUCAGCAAGUGGGCCGGGUGAGAAAGAAGCGCCACCAAACUUGACUUUGAGACCUGAGGCAUUUAAGAUCAUCGAAAACCUUCGUGGUCUUUUAGAAAAGAGUUGUGGAAGAGUCGUCUCCUGCUCCGACAUCACUGCUCUCACUGCACGUGAUGCUGUUUUCCUUUCAGGAGGACCAGACUAUGAGAUUCCUUUGGGAAGAAGAGAUGGGCUAACCUUUGCCACAAGACAAGUGACAUUGGACAACCUUCCACCACCCUCAAGCAACGCUUCAACCAUCCUAAGCUCCCUCGCCACCAAAAACCUCGACCCCACCGACGUCGUAGCGCUCUCAGGCGGCCACACCAUAGGCAUCAGCCACUGCAGCUCCUUCACCAACAGGCUCUACCCCACACAAGACCCCGUCAUGGACAAGACCUUCGGCAACAACCUCAGACGCACGUGCCCCGCCGCCAACACCGACAACACCACUGUGCUUGACAUCCGAUCCCCCAACACCUUCGACAACAAGUACUACGUUGACCUCCUGAACCGCCAGGGCCUCUUCACCUCCGACCAAGACUUGUACACUGAUAAAAGGACUAAGGGCAUUGUCACCGACUUUGCCGUCAACCAGAACCUCUUCUUUGAGAAGUUUGUGUUCGCUAUGCUCAAGAUGGGUCAGCUUAAUGUGCUCACCGGGAAACAAGGGGAGAUUCGUGCCAAUUGCUCCGUUAGAAAUGCCAAUAACAAGUCCCUCUUGACUUCUGUGGUGGAAGAUGUGGUGGAAACUUUGAUAGAAAUGUAAUGUGACUGGGUCGAUGCAUGCAUGAUAGUGUAUGUUUGUUGUAUAUAUAUGUUGUGGUGAUGAUGAAUAAUUGAUAAGCCCUUGUUUCUUGUUCCCAGCAGAGGGCUUUUUUUUGUGAUAAGGAACCAUUGUCUAAUGGCCCUAGCUAGCUACUUGUACCUCAGUUAUAAUGGAAAAAUCCGAAUGAGAGCUUCUCAUUUAUUGUUUUCA